AUGCCUCAGAGGAGGGCCCCAUCAACAUCGGCGGGCCGCAGCAGUUCACUGCUGAGCACUUCAGAGAUCCCUCAGUUCCAUUUGCCAUAUGAGGUGGUGCGGUUUGAAGCUGAUCUGAUGAAGGACCUUAGAGUGGCCCUUGAGAUGGGUCAUGGUGAGUAUGGACUGACCUCCAGCUCUCUGGAAGGUGAUGGCAUCCAGGCAUACUUCAUUGGCAUUGGUCUUCCACAAGCAAGUAAGUACAAGGUCUUUGAUGGCCUGAGCCUGGAUCGCAUCUUCGUAUCUAAAGACUUCUUGCCUUUUGUGGUCAAGGCCAGUAUAGCAGUCUUUUGUCAGAUAGAGCUGGCGAGAGAGGAGAAAUGUUAGUUCCUGCCCUUCCUGUCCUCUCGCGAGGUCAUCCUGAAGAAAGCCCAUGUGACCGGACUGCUGUUCUGCCGCACCGAACAGCUGGACAACGGCAGCUGGGUCGAGGAUGAGGAGCAGGUUGUCAAUCUCAAAGCCAAUUACAUCAUCAGCACCUUCGGAUCCAUGCUGAAUGAUACUACAGCUGAGAGGCCAUGGCUCCACCUCCAGCUGACUCCGGAGGUGAACGCUAAGACCAUGCAGACGAGUGAGCCGUGGGUGUUCGCUGGCGGAGAUAUCACUGGCCUGGCCAACAUCACCGUGGAAUCGGUCAACAAUGGCAAACAGACGUCCUGGCACAUCCACAAGUACAUCCAGUCUCUCCAUGAUGUCUCUGUAGAGUCCAUUUUGAGCCUGCCCCUGCUCUACAGUGUGGGUGAUUUACUGGACAUCAGCGUUGAAAUGUGUGGGCUGAAGUUUCCGAACUCAUUUGGCCUGGCUAGUGCUCCACCCAUCAUCACCACCACCAUGAUCCAAAGAGCUUUCAAAGAGGGCUAGGGCUUCACCCUCAUGAAAACAUUCAGACUUGACAAUGACUUGGUGACCAGUGCAUCUCCUCGUAUUGUCCGUGGCACAACAUCCAGACAUGGUCAAGUCUCCUUCCACAACAUUGAGCUCAUUAGUGAAAAAGCAGCUGCCUACUGGUGCCAGGGCAUGACCAGGCUAAAAAAAAAAAAAAAAAAACUCCCCCACAAUAUCACCAUCACCAGCAUUAUGUGCAGAUACAAUGAGGAUGACAAACUGGCCAGGAUGGCUGAGGCCUCCAAAGCUGAUGCUGUGGAGAUGAAUCUGUCCUGUCCACAUGGCAUGGGUGAGAGGGGUAUGGGACAGGCCUGUGGACAGGAUGUGAUUGCCAAAGCUCUGAAACACAUCGGGGCCUACCAGGAACUGGACAACAAGGAGCAGGUUCAGGCUCUUAUUGAUCCGGAGAUGUGCAUCAAUGGCAAUUGCUAUAUGACCUGCAGCGACUCUGGAUACCUGGCUAUUAAGUUUGACCCUGAGACCCAUCUUCCUGUAAUCACGGACAGCUGCACCGGCUGCACUCUCAGCCUGAGCGUCCGCCCCAUCAUCGACUGCAUCAGGAUGGUUACCAGGGCAACGCCGUACGUGCAAAGGGGCCUGCCUCCAGUUAGCCCCGUUUGCUAA
Pygocentrus nattereri (red-bellied piranha) is the source of this 1548-nucleotide messenger RNA. RefSeq names its product dihydropyrimidine dehydrogenase b (gene dpydb). Gene Ontology annotation, molecular function: NADP binding; iron-sulfur cluster binding; dihydropyrimidine dehydrogenase (NADP+) activity. Gene Ontology annotation, cellular component: cytoplasm; cytosol. NCBI's taxonomy places the organism in Eukaryota, Metazoa, Chordata, Actinopteri, Characiformes, Serrasalmidae. The record is from RefSeq and is a predicted model, not a curated record. Gene Ontology annotation, biological process: thymine catabolic process; uracil catabolic process.